Molecule: messenger RNA, 2418 nt
Organism: Pseudoliparis swirei
Lineage: Eukaryota; Metazoa; Chordata; Actinopteri; Perciformes; Liparidae
Product: fibronectin type III domain-containing protein 7-like
Exons: 10
Coding region: 1-2418 (805 amino acids)
Molecular function (GO): protein binding
Source: RefSeq, a predicted model, not a curated record
AUGUGUGAGCUGACGCUUUUACACUUGGGGAUAUGUGAAAACGUGAAUGGGAUUUGCAAAUACAUCAGAUUAACACCUGUAUUUUUCUUGGAAGUGGUGCCACCGCCCACCGGCGUGGCUCUUGUAUCGACGGGAAAGAGCACAGCCCGAGUGACGUGGAACUCUGUCAGUAAGGUCCUGCUUUAUCAAGUGGCCGUGCGCGACAACGACACCCCCGGCAACGCCCCGGUCAUCAGAAACACUUCAGCCACAUCCAUGGACAUCAGCAAUCUGGAGCCCUGCUCCUUCUACACAGUGGGAGUAUCAUCCAACAACUUCUUCUUAAUUCCUGGGGAGGCCUCUGAUGUCACAUACAAUACCGCUACCAUUGACCCGGUGACGACCAUCUCUGCGGACUACAGCUGCACCAGUGGCAUGGUGACGGUAACUUGGGACUUGGUAUUCGGGGCCAACUCGUACAAGGCCAGGGCCGUCGAUAGCACCGGCGCGUCCAAUAACUGCACAUCGGCCUCCACCAGCUGCCAGAUCACCAUGCUCAAAUGUGGUGAGACGUACGUGGUCCAUGUGACGGCCUUCUCCGACGACUGUGAGAGCACCUCCAACACCACCGCCUUGUUCGAGACAGUCCCCUGUGCUCCGGCUCAUCCUCAGACCCUUCACGAUUGCUCCAGCAAUGUGAUCGUCUAUAGCUGGCAGACCACCAACAACACCCUCUACUAUGUGGCAACGGCUGUGGACGGCACUGGCAAGGUGACCGAGUGCAGGACGCCAGACAACACGUGUUACUUCACUAAUACGGGCUGCGGUCAGCACUACAAGUACACCGUGUACGCCGUCAGCCCUGAUUGUAACACCGAGGUCAGCCAACCGGAGUUUGUCCGGACCUCGCCGUGUCUGCCAACAACCGUAACGACAGGAGCUGGUUGUCACUCCGACAUAUUGCUCACGACCUGGGACUCUGCUGCUGGAGCUCUGUCCUACACGGUGGAGGCACAGGGGAACACUGGAGAAAUAUACAACUGCACCUCCUCCGCCAACAGCUGCGCGGUGACCGGCGUGCCGUGUGGCGAACACCUCAGUGUGUGGAUCCGGGCCUCCAAUGACAACUGCUCCACUGACAGGGUGUUGGGAGACAUUGCUCAGACUGUUCCCUGUUCCCCUCUCAACUUCUCGGCGUCCGUGGACUGCAGCCAAGACUCUGUGAAAGCCAACUGGACGGCGACCAUCGGGGCCAUUUUCUACAUCGCCAUUGCUGAGGACCAAAGUGGGAAUGUGCACAGCUGUAAUUCAAGGCGCACAAACUGCUUGAUUGAAGGCCUGAGAUGCGGACAGAAUUACACAGCCAGCGUGAUCGGCUCCAAUCUUGAUUGCAACAGCAGCGCCAGCGAGGAGGUGAACUUCACGACAGCUCCGUGUCCUCCAACCAACAUUGAGGCAUUCAGAGACUGUGACGCCAACCAUGCUCUGAUAGUCUGGCAGAACAAUCAGCUCACAGGCCUCUACACGGCAGCCAUGGAGGAUCAGAGCGGAGCUCAGCUCAACUGCACCAGCAACACGGUCAACAACUGCAAAAUCUCCUCUCUGCCCUGUGGAAAGAGAUACAACGUCACCGUCACCUACAGUGAUGGGAAGUGUCCGUCCACCUCGACCCCUAUCGUCAUGAACUCAGUGCCAUGCGGUCCUGACGAUGUGAGGGCCAGCGUGGCCUGCGUCACCGGCGAGCUGACGGUCACCUGGAACAUCUCCGUUCCUGCAGAGAACUACACCACAUUCAUAUCUCGAGGAAUGGGUCAGCCUCUGUACUGUAACUCCACACGCACACAGUGCACCCUGGGUGGGUUGUUGUGUGGAAGCUCCUACAGGGCGAUUGUCUUCUCCACCACCGGGACGUGCUUCAGUCUGCCCAGCACAGAGGUCACAGUGCAAACAGUGCCAUGUCCUCCCACCGCGGUCGCCGUCGCGCACACGUGUGCUCCGGACCCUGUUCCUGUGUCCUGGGUGGCCAGCGACAGUGCCCGUCACUACACCGCUGUUGCUGUGAGCGCCGGAGGUCACAGGUCAGAGUGCACGGCCAAUGACACUUCCUGCAGCCUCCCCGGACUCCAGUGUGGAGCCGUUUACACCAUCGAGCCCUGUUCUCCCUAUGAUGUAUCCAGCCAGCUGAUGUGUGGCGCUGCCACUGCGCAGGUGUCCUGGCCCCCCAGCGCCAAUGCAGUGAGCUACGCGGUGCGAGCCACCAGCAACGGGCAGAACCUCACCUGCAGCAGCCUCAGCACCAACUGCACGCUGAGUCCGGUGGUCUGUGGCCACGCCUACAACAUCCUUGUGUCUGCUACCGACGGCACGUGUGUCAGCAACUUCAGUGCCCCCUUCAAACAAGACCAAGGGGGGUUUUGUCACUUCUUCAGUUUGUCUUGA